This is a messenger RNA of Cylindrotheca closterium, 849 nucleotides long. The record is from the annotation of a GenBank genome assembly. NCBI's taxonomy places the organism in Eukaryota, Bacillariophyta, Bacillariophyceae, Bacillariales, Bacillariaceae.
AUGCAGGCUGCUCUCUCUCGAUUAAGCCGCCUUUCUGCUGUCGGCGCCACAGGCGUUUUCACCGUCAGCCAAUGUCUUUACAAUGUCGAUGGAGGAGAACGAGCAGUCAUGUUUGACCAACUAAGAGGCGGUGUGCGUCCAGAUGUCAGCGGAGAGGGAACCCACUUUUUGAUCCCAGGCAUCCAGCGUCCUAUCAUUUUUGAUGUUCGUACCAAGCCAAGAGAAAUUCCUUCUGUUACUGGUACCAAGGAUCUGCAGAUGGUUAACAUCAAGUUGCGGGUUCUAUGGCGCCCCAUGAUUGAUGAACUUCCCAAGUUGUACCGAGAGCUUGGAACUGAUUUUGAUGAGAGAGUCUUGCCUUCCAUUGGAAAUGAAGUCCUCAAGAGUGUUGUCGCACAGUACAACGCCGAAGAACUUCUCAGCAAACGCGCGGAAGUCUCGGCAAGAAUCAAAAGCGAAAUGAUCAAGCGUGCCAAAACCUUUCACUUGGAAUUCGAUGAUGUUGCCAUCACUCACCUUACUUUUGGUAGAGAGUUCAUGAACGCCAUUGAAGCUAAGCAAGUGGCCUCUCAGGAGGCAGAACGUCAACAAUGGGUUGUCAAGCGAGCGGAGCAGGAACGAAUGGCGGUGGUAACAAGAGCGGAAGGAGAAGCUGAGGCAGCCUCCAUUAUUACCAAAGCCAUGGAAAAGACAGGAAAUGCGAUUGUUGAAGUGCGCCGCAUUGAUGCUGCAAAGGAAAUCGCGGGAAAGUUGGCCAACAGUCGAAACAUUGUAUACCUUCCCAACACUUCUGGAUCGGGAAAUGGCAAUGGAGGUGGUGCCAACUUGCUUCUAGGAUUAGACAAGUAA